Messenger RNA from Daktulosphaira vitifoliae (grape phylloxera), 1186 nucleotides. It is a transcript of the gene Nipsnap, whose product is annotated as protein NipSnap. The coding region runs from base 162 to 1016 and encodes 284 amino acids. The transcript is spliced from 5 exons. The record is from RefSeq and is a predicted model, not a curated record. Gene Ontology annotation, cellular component: mitochondrion. NCBI's taxonomy places the organism in Eukaryota, Metazoa, Arthropoda, Insecta, Hemiptera, Phylloxeridae.
AGUUGAUAGAGAGGAUGCCGGAAUCACAAUAUACAGUUUAGAUGUAACUAACUUGACUUUUUAAACCUAAAUUUAAUUUCAUUAUUCUAUCAUUUUAAUGUCCUUACAUGAAAAUAAUUUUUAGAUAAAUUUUUUUUGUAACUUAACUAUUAGAAGUUAAAAUGUUUAAUUCAUUAGUAAAACAUUGCACAAUCAUUUACCAAAAGCAAAUUACUGUUCCAUUAAAUAUCAGGUCUUUUAGUCGUAGUUUGAGAGUUUUCAAAGAUACUGACUCUAAUAAUAAUAAUGAAGGAUGGUUAAAAAAAUUACUAGUAAGACGUAUAGAACCAACAAAAGAACAGCAUUCUCGUAUGCUUUCUGAUAAAGAAGUGAUUUAUGAAAUGCAAACGCAUAAUGUAAGGCCAGAUUCAAUUAAUGGCUAUAUUAAAAAUUAUGAAAAAAUGGUUCAAUUAUGCAAAAACACCCCAAAUAUAAAUUAUGAGCUUAUAGGUUCAUGGUCUGUUCAAGUUGGGGAUUUAGAUCAGUAUGUUCAUUUAUGGAAAUAUACAGGAGGUUAUGCAGAAAUUGAUAAAACCAAGGAAGUUUUAUUUUGUAGUCAAGAUUUUAAAAAACUAUCUAAAGAAUGUGGUGGAUACUUACGAUCAAGACAUUUACAAUACUUACUUGCAUUUAGUUUUUGGCCAGGUAUCGAAUUGAAAUCGGGUUCCAAUAUUUAUGAAAUUCGUAGCUAUAGUUUGAAACCAGGCACAAUGAUAGAAUGGGGUAACAAUUGGGCUCGUGCAAUAAAUCAUCGUCGUUCAAAUGAUGAACCAUUUGCCGGAUUCUUUUCACAAGUUGGCAGAUUAUAUAAUGUUCAUCAUUUUUGGUGCUACAAAAACUUGGAGAUCCGUACUCAAACCAGAGAAGCAGCUUGGAGAUCACCAGGAUGGGAUGAAUGUGUUGCUUAUACAGUUCCCUUAAUUAAAGAGAUGCAAUCAAAAAUAUUACAACCUACUCAAUUUUCACCAACUCAGUAAUAUGGUUCAAAAUUCAAUUUUAUUCAUUUUACAAAAUUUAUAUAUGUUAUGGUCAUUAUAUUAUAUCUUAUUACCUUAAACUUAAAGAUUAUUAUUGGAUUAAUAUAUUCCAGUAAUUAAGAUAAAAGUUAAUUUAAUUAUAAAAUAAAUUGUUAAUUUUAGAUAAUUUA